Myxocyprinus asiaticus (Chinese sucker) is the source of this 873-nucleotide messenger RNA. It is a transcript of the gene bhlha9, whose product is annotated as basic helix-loop-helix family, member a9. The record is from RefSeq and is a predicted model, not a curated record. Gene Ontology annotation, biological process: regulation of transcription by RNA polymerase II; developmental process. Lineage: Eukaryota; Metazoa; Chordata; Actinopteri; Cypriniformes; Catostomidae. Bases 1 to 873 code for a protein of 290 amino acids. Gene Ontology annotation, molecular function: DNA-binding transcription factor activity, RNA polymerase II-specific; RNA polymerase II transcription regulatory region sequence-specific DNA binding; protein dimerization activity. The transcript has a single exon.
AUGGAAACGGUCUACGGGUUUUCCAUGGCGAGCAGGGGCAGCUUUAGCUCAGAGUUCUCAGAGGAAGAACUGGAGGUGAGUCCUCGGGGAUCCGAGGAUCUGGAUAGCAGUGAUGGCAGUUGCCCAAAAAGUUGUUACGCAAACAGCACCCUAAGCGAGCUAGAGGAGAGACAGAACAAGAAACGCAGUAGACCAGUGCGUUCCAAAGCCCGCAGAGUGGCAGCCAAUGUGAGAGAGAGGAAACGCAUCAUGGAUUACAACCAGGCAUUUAACGCACUCCGGGUGGCACUGCAUCAUGACCUCAGUGGAAAACGACUGUCGAAGAUCGCCACGCUCCAGAGGGCCAUUAAUCGGAUCUCUGCUCUUUCAGUGUUCCUUACCAACAACCCACCAGCAUGCAUGGCAAAACCCAGCAGCCACUUGGAGUGUCACGGUCAGCCCAGCAGCUUGUGGCCAGAGACAGAGCCAUCACCCCCUUUCCGCCUGGAGUCCCAGAACUUUCUGACCUGGCAUCAGCCGCUCCCCCACCAUAUCCAAAACCCUGUGCACAGACUGCCCUCAGAGCAGCAUAUUUUCAUUGAUGGACAAAGGCACACGGGUCCCGUCUGUCCCCCUUCCCCUCACUACCCCUGUUUCUCUCCUGAAUCCCAGCUCUACCAGACCGGACACUGCGGGACACCUCCCAGCAACACGACCAGCCCACCCAGGUACGGGAGACUUGGUGACAUUGGCGGGUAUCAGCCAGGACUUUGGGGCUCUUGUGGCCCAAGUCAUAUGGACAAUUAUGGAGAACCACACCAGACGGUCCCCCUUCCCUUGCACAUGAGCUACCUGCAGGACGCUGGACCUCAGCAUUGCCAGAACGCACUCUGA